Messenger RNA from Biomphalaria glabrata, 1943 nucleotides. Its product is annotated as emerin homolog 1-like. Bases 1 to 615 code for a protein of 204 amino acids. The transcript is spliced from 6 exons. The record is from RefSeq and is a predicted model, not a curated record. NCBI's taxonomy places the organism in Eukaryota, Metazoa, Mollusca, Gastropoda, Planorbidae.
AUGCAGAUAAACCAAAUGGAGAUUUCUACUACAGCUAUUGAGUUCACAACCAUGGCUCCGAUAAUUAAUUUUAGCAAUUUAACUGACAUGGAACUUUCUCAGAUGUUGAAAGAUUAUGGUGUCAUUGUUGGACCUAUCAAUGUGGCUACCAGAAAAACAUAUGAACGAAAAUUAUUGAAAUUAAAGACUGGACAAGAGUCGCCUUCCUCUCAAAGAUACACACCUGUUGAUGAUGAUGAGGAUGAUGAUGACAAUGAAGUUGAGAUUAGGCAACCAAUAAAACACAGUCCUGUUAAAAUGGACUACUCUCAAGCAAGACAGAGAAGAGAGAUUUCAGAAACAUACUCAUCAUCAUCAUCAUCACGUGUUGAGAGUCGUCCUUCCUUGUCAACAUCAGCCAGGACAACAACAUCCUAUGUGCCUGCAGCCAGUGAGCAACAGGAACACUAUCAUGAGAAGAGAAGAGAAAAUGUCUCAAGUGUGAGUGGAAUUCCAUUAUGGGUGAAAAUUGUGUUCAUUGCAGUCAUUCUGGUUCUUGUUUUUCUCCUCUACACCAACAUGGAGUCUGCAGCCAAAAGUGAAAUUCCCAGUAUUGCCAACACUGUGGAAGUUUAAACAUGAACUUUUGGGCAGAACAAUUAUUAACCAUAGUAUCAUUUGUUGCUGUAUAGAAUGAUGUUUUUUGAAUUUUGUAAAAUAAAAGCUUGUCUCCUUUUCAAGCUUAAUUCUGUAAACCAUUAGGGAUUUUCCUAGAAGUAAUACGAAUGUUUUUAAUACUUUUCUGAAUAUAUUUUGGUUAAAAGAUCAAAAUGUUUGAAACAAUACGAAAGAUACACUAUUGAAGAAAUUCAUUUGCCUUUUUAAUAUCUUAAUCUCACAUGCUUUUUUUUUCGUGGCCAUUAAUGGAGACAGAUUAACAAAUAUUUAUUUAGUUUUCCAUAGAAAUGUCAAUAUGUAAUUUUCAGAGAUCUGAUUUCUUGUUAUUAUCAGUAAACAAAGUUUAUCAUCUUUUCUUUCCAAGUUAAGGAUUUCCAUUGCAUUGUAUCUCAUUUUUGUGCUGCUUUUAAAGUAAAUAUUUUUGUUGAAAUGAAUUGAUCUUCAAAAAAUAUUUAUUAAAGUUGUUCAUGAUAUUGAAAUCUCUGUUGCAUGUUUUUAAAAGCACUUGUACUUCUGUUUUUUUUAUAUUUAGAUUCAAUUUGUUAAAGCAUUGAUUUUGUUAGUCACAGCUUAUUUAUAACUAAAAACACUACUUAUAGAAACUUUUAAAUUCAAUCCAAGAAUACAGUUUAAUUUCUGUUGGGAUUGAUCUCAUGACAAAGAUUCUUACUACAAUAAUUAUCAGAAAUAGAAUACAGGUUAAAUUAUACAGGUUUUUAUUAUUAAUUAUUUUUCAAUUAGUCCAAUAAUGAAAAAAGAUGGCUUUUUUUUUUUUUUUUUACCUCAAAAUGAUCCUCAUAACAUUCUAAAUUUUUUAUCUUUUGAAGACAAAAUAGAAAAAGAAAGCUUCAAUGGAUUCCCAGGCUAUAUGUCUAGAGAGUGAGGAAAAAGUUCUCUUAGCAGGAUGCUUUGUGUUUGGUUGCUAAUUUCUGCUUCAUUAAACUGUGUUUAUCAAAUGAUGUGACUGCUAGAUAUUUUGUGUUUCUAAUUUUCAAAUUUUAACUUGAGAGCUUCAAGUUGUUCAAAGUGCUGGACACACAAAGUUUCAUAGAUUCUUUUUGCUAGGAGAACUUAAAGCAUGUCUACUUUCUUGAAUGUCCUUACAAGAAACACAUUUUUUCCAUUUAAGCUAGUGAAAAUGAAAUUUGAGUACAAGAAAUGUUUUCUUAUUAAAAUCCUGUAAAUUAUCAUGAAGUGCUUUGUUGUGCUUACAUUUAAUUUGUUGGAAAAAAAUCCUCACAAAAUGUUUUCAUACAUUCACUUGCCAUAUUAAAUCUGAAACUGAA